AUGAUAGCUGGGAAUAGCCUUCACCAAGACUAUCAGAUAUACCAAUGUCACACCACUGGAAACCCAUUCAUCUGUUUUCCAGAUUGUGAGGGUCAGCCCUUCAGGCAUGUAGAACACAUGUUUGAAUUCUUCUACAUAGAAGUACUGCUAUCCUGUAUAUAUGCAGUUAAAGGUAAUGUCAUUAAAGCAGAUUUGUUCUGUCCCAGUUCAUAUUAUUCAGUGGGCUUUGGCGGGAAGUUUGGCGUCCAGAAGGAUCGGCAGGACAAGACGGCAGCCGGCUGGGACCACAUCGAGAAGGUGGAGAAGCACGAGAGCCAGAUGGACCACUCCAAGGGCUUUGGUGGUAAGUUUGGUGUCCAGUCAGACCGCAUGGAUAAGUCAGCCCAUAAGUUUGAGGAAAAGCAAGAAAGCAUUGGAACCAACUACCAGAGGACCAAGCCAGAUAUUCAAGCUUCAGAGAAGGCCUCUAACCUAAGAGCACGUUUUGAGAACCUUGCUGCGAACCAAGAGGAGGAGAGAAAGAAGCAGUUGGAGGAGGAGAAGAAGAAGAGAUAUGAGGGAGACGCUGCAAUCAUUCAACAGGAGAAGAUGAGGCUAGUGCAGGAACAGCAGGAGGAGGAGGAGCGGCUACGCAAGAAGAAUGCGGAUGAGGAGUACGUGAGGGAGCAGGUCAAGCAGAAACAGUUGGAAGCAGCAAUGAAGAAACAGGAGGAGGAGGAGCAGCUGAGGCUUCAGCAACAAGAACAGCAGGAAAUGGCCAGAAUUGCAGAGCUGGAGAAGAGGGAAGCAGCGCUAAAGAGGCAGCAAGCAGAGGAGGAGGAGCGGAGGAGACAGUUGGAGCAGGAGGCAGCAUCGUCAAGAGAACAGGCUGAGCGCGAGGCAGCUGAAGAAGCAGCGGCCAGGGCAGAGAAGGAGCGCUUGGAGGCGGAAGUGCGCAGGCAAGAGCAGCUCCUUAUGGGCAACCCACAGAUCCCAGCCACAGAGGUCGCAGAUGCCCCCGAACCACAGGAUGAGGGAAUGGGUAUCACUGCAUUUGCACUAUACGACUAUCAGGCAGCGGACACUGACGAAAUAUCAUUUGAUCCUGAUGACAUCAUAACCAAUAUUGAAAUGAUUGACGAGGGUUGGUGGCGAGGCUGGUGCAACGGGCAGUAUGGCCUCUUUCCGGCCAACUACGUGCAAGUGCAUAGUCCCACGCAGUGAGGCCAGAGGUCCUGGGAGGCCAAGUGCCAUCCCAGCAAAAGAUGACAAAUGGCAUAGUGCCCUAGUUGCCAUGGAUUCUGCCUGUGGGCAUUUGUGAGCCAUGACAGAGAAGAAUGACGUGCGGGACUGAUUGGUCGGUGUGUUUGGAACUAGUGAUUAUUUUCACCCUUUUUACAGCUUUUGUUUCCCUCCUGUUCUGUUGUGCUCUUUGUAGAACAUGUGGAUGGAGUACUUUAGUGUUAAGGAAAGAGUGAAUGGUAUUUUUACAUUUGAUUUGGAGGUCUUUUGUUUUGUUUUAGUGCAUUCUUAAUAAUGAUGAAGUGUGAUAUAACACUGAUACAUGUUUUAAUGACUUCUUGGUGCUGUCAUUUUAUUGGUUGAAGUAUAUGAAGAUUUAAUUUCUGGCACGUUAGUGAUUUCUUCUGCAACCUACAGUAUGCAAUGUAUUAUUUACAGACUGUCUAUUCACCAGAUUUAUUUUGUGACAAUUGUUUUAUGUAUGGAAGGAGGAAAGUAAGUAUACAUAGUAAAAAAGGCAGAAUUUUGGGACUGGAGAUCUGGCGAGAUGUCUGUUCUCGCUCAUUCUAGGCCUAUGACUUUGCCACUUAGGCCAUUUUCUUGAUGUGCAAAGAGAGAUGCUUUACUCUCUGAUAUUUAAAGUUGAAGAAGCA
Penaeus indicus is the source of this 1874-nucleotide messenger RNA. Its product is annotated as src substrate cortactin-like. Gene Ontology annotation, biological process: regulation of actin filament polymerization. The record is from RefSeq and is a predicted model, not a curated record. Gene Ontology annotation, molecular function: actin filament binding. The transcript is spliced from 12 exons. NCBI's taxonomy places the organism in Eukaryota, Metazoa, Arthropoda, Malacostraca, Decapoda, Penaeidae. Bases 1 to 1203 code for a protein of 400 amino acids. Gene Ontology annotation, cellular component: site of polarized growth; cortical actin cytoskeleton; plasma membrane.